AUGGAAUCAAUAACAAAUCCUCUAUAUUUUUUCACUGGCUCAAGCUCAACACAAAACCAUAGUUCAACCUCAUCAAAUGUGAUACGAUUCAUAGAUAUUCUCGAUUUCUUUUUUAUUGCUCACCCUGCAUCCGGACGAAAAGAAGGCGAAGAACACAAACGAAUAAUGUAUUUUCAUCCAAAAGGCGAAAGCGUGGAUCGACAAACUGAAGUGACUGGUUUCGCAGAAGCUGUUGUUAAUUUCACCGAUAAUUUCUUGACUUCUCGAGAAAUCAAUUCACACGAUUCGGAUAAUUUUGAUUAUCGAACCGUAUCAACGCAAAAAACUGAACAUGUUUAUAUUCAAAUUGAAGACAAUAAUUUUCUGAUGGGAGUCGCUCUAUCAAAGUGAGUUUAGACUUACGAUAAGAAUUUAUAUGACGUUUUGUUUAGGCAAUUGGCAAAUGUUUCGGAAUAUCCUCUUUUUCAACCAGCAAUUCGAAGUAUUCUCUGUGAUGCGUAUAAAAUGUUUCGAAUGUUUUUUGGAACAUAUUCUUCAUUCAAGUAAGUUACUGUUUUCUAGGAGAAUAAGAUGUUGAAAUAAAGUUCAGAAAUUUUCACGCGUUUAAAAAUUUAUGUAUUUAUUUAGUUCACGCGUUUAAUCAGAAACAAUAUAAUUAUUCAUUUUAUUUUUUCAGUCAUCAAGAAAAUGACAGCAAAUUCAAAGAUCGUCUCGAUUUCUUCUUUUCUCGAUCUGUUCCACUUCUCAAAUGCCAUAAAAUGCCAUUAUUAGAUCAUCUUGGAGGUGUUGAAUUUCUUCGAAUGUCUGGUCCACUUUAUCUAAAUGUUGUUUCAUUAAUCAAUGAAUUACAAGAAGAAUUCCAACAAAUCGAUAAAAUAAUGUUUCUUUAUCAAGACAAAUUAUUAUAUUAUCAAUUAUCACGACGAGAUCUUCCAACUAUUUUUCGAUAUUUGACUCAAAAUCUUUUGCCGAAUUCAAUUGGACCAGAAUUAGAAGGAGCAAAUAAUCGAGCAAAGGGAAGAUAUUUGAGAGGACCAAUUGAAUUAUCAACUGAUGAACCACUUUUAGGAGAUGAAAGUCUACCAGUUGUUCAUUUAUUUGAUAAUCAAAAUGGUGAAGAUGAAUAUUUACAAAGAUAUCAAAUGGUAAGAUAUUUUAGAUUAUUUUUUCAAAAAUUAUGAAUUUCAGUUGGUUUAUCGCUGUCUCAAUUCAACUGUUUGUAUGUUUGUCAAAUAUAAUACAGAAAAUACAAAUGUUAGCCGAAGAUUAUUAAGAAAUAUUGAUCAAUUUCUCGAAAGUGAAUUAUCUCAAGUUGCAAAUAGAAUUGGAGAAGAGUAAGUUUAAUUGAAAUUUAUGGCAGGGUUGCGGGGAUCCUAAUUUUUUCAAAUUCAGAAUUGGAAGUGAGGUAUCGGAGCCAACCGAUUUUCAUUAUAUUUAUUUCAAUCCAUCUUCUCUCUCAAUGACAUCUUCACUUUCUUCGAGAUCUUCUAGUAGUUCGAAAGUUGCAAUUCCUCCUGUUGAAGUCAAUCGGUAAGUUUUUAUGCAAAUUUUAUGGAAUAGGUUAUAUUUUUGCAGACUUGUAUGUGAUACAAUUGGAAAGUUUAUAUCCGAUUCUGAAGAGUUUGGAGAAUGUUUUGUUAAAUCGGAGACCGAUUGGUGGAUUGUAGUUAAAAAGGUAAUUAUUUUGGCGGGUGUUUUUUUCGAACUGUUAUAUAUAUUUUUUCUCAAUUUUUCAGGUGAAUUCUCGUCUUCUCGUAUUAAUUAUUCCUCCAUCAAGCAGCACUUCUUCUUUGGCUGAUAUUCAAUCCAAAACUUCUCACAUUGUUCGACACCAUUUUGAUGCCAUAUUUUUCACAUGA
This is a messenger RNA of Caenorhabditis angaria, 1859 nucleotides long. Lineage: Eukaryota; Metazoa; Nematoda; Chromadorea; Rhabditida; Rhabditidae. The record is from the annotation of a GenBank genome assembly.